AUGUCUCAAAAAUUUUUAAAAUUAAGACGCAAUACCUUCGAUUUUAUCGACUUUUCACGUUCCGAUAAAUUUUUUAAGCAUAAAAAGCAUAGUUUGGAAAUAUCGGAACCUGUCACGGAGGAUAUUUCGUCAGUUUUUGAUGAUUUUCCGAAUGAACUUCUUUUGAUGAUUUUCAGUUAUUUGAACUACAAAACUCUUCAAAAAUGUCGUCUGGUGUCCCGUCAUUGGCUUUCAGUUCUCAACACUUCUCGGAAAUUCAACGAUGAUCUUUUGUAUCUUCACGAUUGUCGUCUUGAUAAAGUUGAGGAACAUCCAUUUUCAACUCUUAUGAAGUCAUCACGACCUUUUUAUUCCCUCAAAAUAGGACGAAUCAGUAUUUCUUCCAAUUUUUGCUCAGACCAGCUAUGGGAAAAGCUUUCAACGACAGUAAUUUCCUUGGAUUUAACGGAAUUAAAAUUUGUGUCACACGAAAAAUGCAAAAAUAUUGACCGUGAAAAGUCAUUUUACGUCUUUGAAAAAUUUCAUAAAUUAAAAACUUUGAAAAUUUCCUUGAAUAUGGACCAAAAAUCAUGGGAAGAGAUGAUUUUGUACCUGAAACAACAAAAAUUCGCCACAAAAAGUGACGAAAUUCAAGAUUUUUUCAUCACGGAUCUCAGCGGAGACGCCUUGCUGUUCGAAAAAUUCCUCCAAGUGAUGCCCUCGAUAAAAAAUUUUCACAUUUUAUCUCUUUCUGGCUUCAAGGACAUGCCAAUUUUGCUGCAAAUGCAUGGAAACGCUAUAAAACAUGUCGGUCCCAAUGUCAUUGUCAUCUACCAUGGAAGUGGAAAUCGCGUUGCCGAAGAAGAAUCUCUCAAAGAACUCACAGAUUUACAAGAAUUGCAACUUUUAACGCUCGAUUGUGGCUGGAGAGUUGACGAUUACAACGCCGCAUCGAUAAAUAACUUCUUGAACCGCCAAAAAAGCUUGGAAAAUGUCACUCUCGAGUGUUACGGAGACAUUCCAUGCGACAUUUGGAGCAACGUGACAAAACUCACUGUUCGUUUCGACGACACAAUCACAUCUUUAGCGAAAUUAGCACCUUUGGUCAACCUAAAAUCGUUGGAUUUUUGCAUCAGUGAGAGUUAUCGCGACGCCGAAUACCGCGAAAUUCAUCCUUGCUUCUUCGGACAUGAAAUAAUUUCAAAUCCCAAGUUAACUCAACUCGCUAUCAAGACGGGACCUCGCAAAUAUAUCUACAUGACACGUGAUAAGCCGGGAAAAUCUUGCGCCGAAUGUUGGCGAACGAUGCUCGAAAGUUUCCCAAAUCUGGAGGCUUUGAAAUUUUGUCAUAACAAAUAUCUAAAAGACGUGGUGCCUUUAAUUCUGGACCUGAAAAACUUAAAAAAGCUAAUUUUAAUUAAUCUUCGAUGUUUUCAUUGUUUUUUGACAGAAUGGAAAUCGAUGCCCGUGUUAACUCACUUGGAAUUGUGGCAAGCGACGAAAAUUUCUCUUGAAGGAAUCACGAAACUCUGUGAAGAAGCUCCAAAUUUGCGACAUCUGAGAUUGUUGGGAGCUCAUUUGGGACAGCCAGACAACAUUUUCAAGGCAAUUUGUCAAAAUUUGCCGGAACUUGAAAUUUUGGAGGUAGAUUUCGACAGUCCGGGACUCACCAAACAAGCUUUUCACAAAUUACAUCAGUUGCAGAGCUUAAAAGUGCUUGGGCUGGGCAAUCAUGAAAAAGCGCAAUUAUCAAUUCCGCGUCAAAUUGAGCUUUUUGAGAAUUUACCGAAACUGCGAAUAAUUCGAGAUAUUGGAUCCGACUCGCAUACCGUUAGUCGACUCGAAAUAAAGGAACUCUCCAAGGAAAAUUUCCGCUCCGAAGAAAAAUGCAAGAAAAAACCAUCAAAAUUGUCGAAAAUGAUGUCGUUUGUCGCGCACACCAGUCGAUGAACGUAAAUUCUUUUUAUUGUGAAUGAAUUGUGUGUCAAUUGAAAA
This is a messenger RNA of Culicoides brevitarsis, 1974 nucleotides long. RefSeq lists its product as uncharacterized. The transcript has 2 exons. The coding region runs from base 1 to 1929 and encodes 642 amino acids. NCBI's taxonomy places the organism in Eukaryota, Metazoa, Arthropoda, Insecta, Diptera, Ceratopogonidae. Gene Ontology annotation, molecular function: protein binding. The record is from RefSeq and is a predicted model, not a curated record.